UUAAAAUGUUACUUUUUCAGCAGGCUCAUGUUCUAUCGGAUAUUGGCAACACUGCUAACACAGACUAGACUAGUUUCAUGCAAAAUUCCAUUUUUCUAACCUCUUUGGAACGGCGUCUUAUUAUAUCUAUUUUAUAUAAUUAAUUAAAAUAAAUUAAAAUACCUAAUAAUUGUAUUACAGUUGUCUAGUAGAUUUUAGAAUAUAGAAUUAUAAUUUCUAUGUAUGACUUGUUAGUAUACGAUUGAAAAAUGACUUCUAGAGUAUUUUUGCAGGCUCACACACCAUUUAUAUUAACCAGGAGGUUUCGAGGCAAAAUUAAUAUUCAAAAACCUAGGAAACCACAUUUUGAAAGGCAGCUGUUAUUAGAUUUAAGCAAACCUAUAUAUGGUCCAUCGAAAAAUACUCUGCCUGACUAUGUUAAUUGUGAUAGAGGAGAAAAAGUAAAGAAAGUAGAAAUUGACAAUCCCUUUGAAAGGAUAUUAGCCAAUGAGUGUCUCAAUUGGUUCAACACUUCAAAAAUGGUUGUAUUUCUACAUGUGAAUUCAAUCAGUAUGGAAGAAAAGACUCCUGUAUUUGCUGCUUUGAAAAAGAAUAAUAUGCAUUUGAGAACUUAUGGUAAAAAAAUUGUUAGCAUGGCUACAAAGGGUACUCGGUAUGAAGUAGUUAACAAAUUGUUUACCUCACAUCAAAACAUAAUUUUUGGUCAACCAGAAAAUGCUGAUAAGAUGUUUAAAAUAUUAAAAAAAACACCACAGCUUGUUGUUAUGGCUGCAAUUAUACAAGAUCGGCUGAUGUCUAAAAAUGAACUUGUAGAGUUCAGCAAAAUGCCAAGCUUGGAAACAGCAAGGAGUCAGCUAUGUGCAGUCCUAGAGAAUGUAGGCUCUAGUCUCGUGGGUCAAUUGAAUGGAACUCAACAAAUUCUUGUCUCACAUUUGGAGAAACAUUUAGAACUUCAAGGAAGUACUAAUAAGCAAGAUACUGAAAGUUAAAAAUAGUGUAGUAGCAUUAAUAUAUGGAAAUUAUAAGUUUUUAAUUGUAAUAUAGUGGUUUAGAUA
Molecule: messenger RNA, 1055 nt
Organism: Galleria mellonella (greater wax moth)
Lineage: Eukaryota; Metazoa; Arthropoda; Insecta; Lepidoptera; Pyralidae
Gene: mRpL10
Product: 39S ribosomal protein L10, mitochondrial
Exons: 3
Coding region: 249-989 (246 amino acids)
Biological process (GO): translation
Cellular component (GO): mitochondrial large ribosomal subunit
Molecular function (GO): structural constituent of ribosome
Source: RefSeq, a predicted model, not a curated record